AUGCAAAGUAUUGAAAAUGAAGGAACCACAAACAAUGAUAACAGUUCACUAAAUGCAUCCUCUGAAGAAUUUGCUUCUCUCACUCCCCCCUUUAAAAUUGGAACAAAGCAUCGGUGAAGUUUGCUUUUUUUGGGUACUUUUUAAUCCCCUUUAAAUUGGAACAAAAUUCAUAGGAAAAUUUUAUAGGUAAAAAUACUAAUUUAAGUGUAAAGGUGAAUUAGGAUAUUAUUUGAAUAGUUUUCACACUGAAUCAAUAAUUUUUUAAAUUUAAUUCUUCAUAAAACUAAUUUAAAAUUCAAAAAUUUAAACAUUCAUUAGCUUUAAAAAAUAUUAGAAUAAUUGCUUUUAAAAAUCGACCUUUAAAUUGGAACAGAUUUUUUGUUACAGUUUAAACGGGAGGAAAUCAGAGAACUAAUUAAGUCUGAUCCAGAGUAUUUGAACCGCCAGGAUAGCCGUUUAGGCUCUACACAGCUUUUUUCUUCAGUAAUGUCAAAUAUACAAAUUUCCCAUGAAUUAAUUUGUUUUAAAAUAAAGUUUAAUAUAUUAAUUUACAAUGCAAGCCUGCAUAACUAUAAAAAAACAGAAUUUCUCUUGCAUUUAGGAGCCGACCCAAAUAUUCCAAACAACCUAGGGGAAACCCCAUUACACAUAGCAGCUGAUAAUUUUGAAUAUGACACCGUCAAGCUUCUUCUAAGCCACGGGGCAGACCCCAAAAAUGCGAAUCUAGAAGGCGAAACUCCUUUACACAACGCGACAUAUAGAGGAGAUGCCAAAACAGUCAAUAUUUUACUACAAAAUUAUGCGGACCCAAAUUCUUUAAAUUUUCAAUUGGGCCAGUCCCCUUUGCACAUUGCAGCAGAAAACGGCCAUUUAGAAAUUAUCAAGCUUUUGCUUUCUCAUGGUGCAAAUCCUGAUAUAAAAGAUAAGCAAGGGAAUACUCCUUCAAGCCUAGCUAAGAUACAAAAAAUUCAACAAAUUUUAGAUGAUUGAAGUGAAAAUGUGGAAUAUGAUGCUAAUAUAGCGUUGGCACGCAUUCGUGUCCUUGUGCUUGCAGUUGCUGAGUAUUUUGGAGAUUUAGUUCAUCACUUUCAGAUAAUAAGUCAAUUCCAUUUGACAAAACCAGAUCCUUAUAUUGAUUUGUUAAUUUGUAGUUGACUAUUCAGCUGAAGGUGAUUAGCUAUGUCUCCUAGUAGCUGAGAAUGAGCAAGCCUAAGAGAACAGUUUUAGUGUGCUUACCUAUACAGGGCUUUGUGCUAUAAGAGAAGCCAGGUCUAGCGAAGAAGAUAUGAUAAUUCCUAUGAAUUAUCUGAUAAUUUAAUUAAUUAUCAUUUUGAGGGUAAUUAUGGUAAAUCAGCAUAUUUCAAGCUUACCAUCUUUACAGUGCCAGUCCUCUUUAGCUUCUAUAGCCAUGAGCCCUACAAACAAGGUUUAUUCAAGUCCUCCGACGCCUUUUUCAAAAUACCUCAAAUCUUGUGGAACAGCUGACACCACUCUUGGGGCUAACCAAAAAUCAAUUUCUCAGCCUGGAAGCCGAGAAAUUUCUAUUUUGGUAAAAGAAAACGACAAACUUUACGAGUUUCUGAUAAACAUUAAGCUUGACAUUUAUUUUUCAAAUUUAGUAAAUGCAGGAUUUGACGAUUUUGAUAGCCUAAUAAACCAAAUGAGCACGCCUUUGCCACUAACUGCAGAAAUGCUCAAAAAUAUUGGAAUUUCUAAGCCAGGGCAUCAGAAAAGGCUGCUUUUUAUGCUUGAAAAAGCAAAAAAUUCCCCAGAAGAAUUUUUAAAUAAUUCAUAUGUAAACGAAAGCAUUAUUAUUGAGUCAACGUUCUGGAAAUGCUGUAUUUUCCCAAAAAUAGAGCAUAAUGAUUUAACGCUAAAAGAGAUAUUAGAGUCGUUAGGACUGGGGAAUUUAUAUGAAAAAUUUUAUGAAGCGGGAUAUGAUGAAUUGGAAUUUUUAGUUGAGCAGAUGAAAUCAAAGUUUAUUAUAAAUGAAAAACUUCUGAAGGAUGAAAUAGGGAUCGAGGGAGUAAAAGACAGGAAAAAGAUUAUGGGGAAGCUGAAAAGCUUGAGUAAACAGGCAAAGAAGAGCGAAAUGCAGCAGUCAUCUACAACUUGCAGAAUGUUUUAA
Messenger RNA from Blepharisma stoltei, 2128 nucleotides. NCBI's taxonomy places the organism in Eukaryota, Ciliophora, Heterotrichea, Heterotrichida, Blepharismidae. The record is from the annotation of a GenBank genome assembly.